AUGUCUACAGUUCUUACAAGAAUCGAGGCCAUUCUUAAUACAAGGCCACUUACAAAAUUGAAUUCGGACGAUAUCACAGAAAUUCCUCUUCGUCCCAUAGAUUUCCUACAAGGGAACCUUAAAUUUUCCCUCCCGGAAGGAGAAAACUAUACAGGCAAUGACGAUCCUACGUAUGACCCAGAAUUUAUCCAGACCAGGGAACAAGCCAUGGAAGCCAUUCGAUUCUCUGAGAAUAUAGCAAACAAAUUCUGGGGGAGUCCGAGACAUCUACAGCGAACUUACCCUGAAAUCGGUGAGGUAGUAUUGAUAGAACAGGACCUAAUCCCAAGAGGAAGUUGGCCUUACGGCAAAAUCACAGAAAUCAUCACCUCGUCCGACGGUCUGAUUAGAUCAGCAAAGAUACUGAUGCCAAAUCAAAACAUCAUUCAUAGACCUCUAAACAAAAUCUACCCCUUAGAAAUAAGGAGUGGAGUGAAAGAAUCUAUCACUAACGAAAUCGAAGGAAAUAACAACUCCGAAGACACUGUUCCAGACGAGAAUUGUGAAGAGAUAGACGCUACAAGAAGGAUGCCACCUCGCAACUCAAAAACGCGGAGCCUUAUGAUUUCUUCAGGAGCAUGGAAUGCAGUUUCUGACCUUAGCUUCCACUUCUCUAGCAAGCAAGAAUCAUCCAUAAUAUCAUGCGCAAAAGGAACUGUUUUAUACGCGAUGAACGCUGCGUUUGAGGUUUGCAUGCGGCCCACGAUAUGGCAACCGUUAACCAACACAACCCGACCAACCAAGUACAUCCUACCAAUAUUGCCCACCGAGCAGGGAGUGAACGUACGGCUACGAACUCUCAAAAAUGAAGUAGUACACGAACAAUCGAAAACAUGUGAUAGGCCAAAAUUUUGUGACCAUCAGUAUUUCUUGUCAAAAAGCCUACUGGGAAAUCCACAUUGUUGGCCAGUCGGAGCCAUAGCCACAUCGGCUAUCUUGAUUUAUUUGAUCAUUGCCGCCCGUUAUGGGGAUUGCGUGGAAAUAGCCAAAUCAAAAAAAGCUGAAUCGAGCACCCCAAAACUCGACAAGAAAGUGGAACGCAGUGAACCAUCUGCCCCAACUUGCAGCUUUGAAUUAGCACCACUACCAUGCUCAACACUCAUGGUGGUGUGCGCAAUAUUUCUUAUGAUGUCGCCCAUUAAUGCGUGCCAACACGGAGUUAUGCGACACUCCGCUGAACAAGUAUGCAAUGAACUAAAUCACUGCCAUCUUGAAUACAGCAGGGAGCUGCUGUUUAACAAGCUACAAUCCGAGCUCUGCAUAGAAAUAGUGCACUCGAAUAAGACGAUAGGAGUAGCAAAAAUCACUAAGAAAACGGUGAAUUUCAAGUGCACCAAAAAUAUCGAAUUUUUCACAAGGCCUACAAAAUUGCAAAUCUAUCAGGUGAAAAGAUGCGCCCUAGCGGGAUCAUGCACCACUGAGAAGUGCGAAACUAUAAGCCCAAACGAAACCAUUUCGGAACUCAAACGGGUAGCGAAGUAUCCUGGAUAUUCCGGGUGCUUGAACAGCUGUGGCGGAAUACUGUGCGGAUGUGGUCUGUCACUACCAGCCUGCUGGUUUUACAGAAUAGUUCACAAACCCAUAUCUCAGCGAGUCUUUGAAAUUAUUCAAUGUCCCCACUGGACUCCCACAAUCACGCUCGAAAUUGAAAUUACACUAUCAAAUAACACACAGAAAACUUACUAUCGGUUCAAGAAACCGUCGCAUUACAUUGCAAACAAACGAUUUGCAUUGAGCAGUAAUGCAUCUUACAUCUUACCACCCGAUUUCCAAAUCCCAGUUGCGUGCAGUAGCUACACUCAGGCGCAAAACGAUUUUUCGACGUGCACCAAUCAGAUACGGUGCAAUUGCGGAAAUUCUGUGCACAACUGCCAAUGUCCAGACGACAGUAUUCGCAAACUACGUGAUCACACACAGUACACGUUACCCCUAGAAACACCGUAUGCAGAAAUAUUUGUAAACGACCAAGAUAUCUUUGCCUCCACCUAUGAGGAAGAAAUUGUCCUAAGAAUCGAGUCCACACUACUCCAAGAGUCCACAGAGUUAGUAGUUAACCAAGAAUGCGGGUUUAAGAUCACUGAAUUAACAGGAUGCUAUGACUGCGAACAUGGAGCGCAUUUCACAGCCCUUUGCAAGUCGCCAUCAAAUGCCACAGUAACAGUGACAUGCGAAUCACAACAAUUUUUAGUGAAAUGUGGCCCAUCGAAUGAGAGCAACGUCAUUUUUUUAAAUUUCGAGCAUCCCAUUGUUCAUGAGCAAUGCAGUGCUCACUGUUCGGAAAACCCAACUAAGUUUCUGCUAACCGGAACGCUGUUCUAUCAUAUAGCAGAAGAGCAAGCACUCCAUUUUCGACAAGAAAACGCAUGGAGUUUCUAUGAAACAUCAAUGGUUCAAUGA
This is a messenger RNA of Ostertagia ostertagi, 2436 nucleotides long. NCBI's taxonomy places the organism in Eukaryota, Metazoa, Nematoda, Chromadorea, Rhabditida, Trichostrongylidae. The record is from the annotation of a GenBank genome assembly.